AUGGGCCCAAAUUCGCGUCAGCCCACUAUCUGCAGCCGUUUAAAACUCCGGCGACCUCCAAAUUUCCCUUUCCGCAACUCUCUCAAGCAUCCAGAAAUGGCGCCUAAGAAGAAACAGCAGAAACAGAAGGCGUCAUCGUCGUCGUCUUCAUCAAAGGGGAAACCCGCGUCAUCCACCGGACCCAAACUCCAACUAUCGGCGGAGAAUGAAAAUCGCCUCCGCCGUCUCCUUCUCAACUCCGGACGAUCGGCGCCUUCGUCGGCGCCAUCCGAUGGAUCGCUGUCCAAAGAGCAGAAAGCCAAGAAGCUCCGAUCGGUCUACGAGAAUCUUUCCUGCGAUGGCUUUAAGGAUGACCAAAUUGAACUUGUUCUCUCCACUCUCAAGGAGAGUUCAACAUACGAGGCAGCUUUGGACUGGCUGUGCUUAAAUAUUCCAGGGAAUGAACUCCCAUUGAAGUUCUCAAGUGGCAGUUCUUUGCACGCUAAUGGAGGUUCUGUUGGUGUCAUAUCAACUGCUCGGGAAGAUUGGGUUUCAUCGAGAGAUUCCUCGGCAAGUAUAGUGGAGGAAAAGGCCGAAGCUCCUCUUAGAAUUAAAGAGCGGAAAAAUGAUGACAAAUUAGGUUCUGUUCAGCAAUCUCAAGCAGACUGGAUCCGUCAAUAUAUGGAACAACAGGAAGAGGAUGAAUCUGAUUCCUGGGAAAAUUCUUCACUGGAUAAUGAUACAUCGAAAAAGGUCCUCGAACCAAGGAGCAAUUAUGAGUUAAUUGUUGAGGACUAUCAUGCUGCAAGGUUGCAAGCUGCAAAUGCCAAAGAUAGAGGUGACAAGAAAAGCCAGAAUGAAGCAGGUCUAAUCAUUCAGAAACUUAAGCAGGAGAUAUCAGCCUUAGGGCUAUCUGUUGAUAUUUUGGAAACUGGAUAUAUAAGCUCUUCUCGUCACACAAGUAAUGAUGUAGCUUCACAUGAUGCCUCUUCAGAGAACCCUGACAGUGAUACUGUUAAUGCAUGUAUUAUAGAACAUGAUAAAGCCUGUAAUGAGUUUAGUAUUGAAGUUGAAGAAAAGGGCGUUAGUAGCUCUGCAGCACAUGAUCACUCAUCCGACUCUGUUGUUUUAAAUAUCCAAACUCAAAAUGGAGAUGUUUUGGAAAGGGAAUCUGGUGAUGUAGAACUUGGUGAUCUUUUUGGGGAAGAUGGUGACACGUCCAAUCAAGUACCUCCUGAAAUAUUGGAACUACAGAAGAAGGAAAAAAUGAAGGAACUUUGCAGUGGGAAGAACAUAGAGAAAAUGGAAGGAAUUUGGAAAGAGGGAGAUCCAAAAAAGAUUCCUAAGGCUCUUCUUCACCAAUUUUGCCAAAGAUCAGGAUGGGAAGCACCAAAAUAUGAUAAAAUUCCUGGAAAAGGGAAAAGUUCUGGUUACUCGAUCAGCAUACUACGCAAGGCUAGUGGAAGAGGUAAAAAUAGAAAAGCUGGCGGAUUGACCACCAUUGAGCUUCCUAGUCCAGAUGAAAGUUAUAAUUCACCUGAGGAUUCCCAAAAUAGAGUUGCAGCAUAUGCGCUCCACUGUCUCUUUCCGGAUAUACCUGUUCAGCUAGCACUUGUAGAGCCAUAUGCUUCUGUGGUACUGAAAUGGAAGGAAGGUAAUAUGUUCACAUCUGUAAGAGAUAAACAUGUCGAUAGAAGGGCUGGUUUUGUGGACUCCCUGUUGAAUUCUGGCAAAAUCGAGCAUAUUGCUGAGAGCGACAUUAUGAAUAGUCCUCAGCAAGAGAAGAUACAAAUGCAUGUUGCAGAAGAGUAUACUGGUAGCAUCAACCAGAACACUGAGAGUAAGCGAAGAAAUGUGAAUGCUGAAAGCAUUUAUCUAAAGAAAGAACAAGAGCGUAAGAAGGAAAUGAAGAAAUACAAGGACAUGUUGCAGUCCAGAUCUGCCCUCCCAGUUGCCGAGUUGAAAGAGGACAUUUUACAUUUACUUGAUGAAAAUAAUGUUGUGGUAAUUUCUGGAGAGACAGGCUGUGGAAAGACUACUCAGGUCCCACAGUAUAUAUUAGAUAACAUGAUCGAAGAAGGAUGUGGUGGUCGCUGUAAUAUUAUUUGCACUCAGCCAAGGAGAAUUGCGGCCAUUUCUGUUGCUGAAAGAGUUGCUGAUGAGCGUUGUGAAUCAUCUCCAGGAUCAAACAAUUCUUUGGUUGGUUAUCAAGUCCGUCUAGAUAGUGCAAGGAAUGAACGAACGAAGCUUCUCUUUUGUACAACUGGCAUACUUUUGAGGAUGAUAUCGGGAAACAAAGACUUGGCAGAUAUUAGUCAUGUGAUAGUUGAUGAAGUGCACGAGCGCUCUCUUCUGGGUGAUUUUUUGCUCAUUGUUCUGAAGAACAUAAUUGAGAAGCAAAGUACAAGCGGCAAAUCGAAGUUGAAAGUUAUUCUUAUGUCUGCAACUGUGGAUUCCCACAUGUUUUCACAGUACUUUGGAAAUUGUCCUGUUGUUACUGCUAAAGGUCGAACACACCCUGUAUCAACUCAGUUUCUUGAGGAUAUACAUGAAAAGCUGCACUACCGCCUUGCUUCAGAUUCUCCAGCAUCUAUAAACUAUGGAAUGUCUGGUGUGGAGAAGAAUGCCCCUGUUGGCAACAAGAGAGGAAAGAAAAAUCUUGUCUUAUCUGGUUGGGGUGACGAAUCCUUACUUUCUGAGGAAAUUAUUAAUCCUUAUUAUGUUGAAAGUGAUUAUCUGGAUUACAGUGAGCAAACUCGUCAAAACUUGAAAAGACUGAAUGAAGAUAAUAUUGAUUAUGAUCUUCUUGAGGACCUGGUACACCAUAUUGAUGAGUCUUAUGCUGAAGGAGCCAUACUGGUAUUCUUACCGGGAGUAGCAGAAAUCAAUUUGCUACUAGAUAAACUUUCUGCUUCUCAUAGAUUUGGUGGGCGGUCAUCUGACUGGCUUCUAUCUUUACAUUCAUCUAUAGCUCCUGAGGAUCAGAAGAAGGUGUUUCAGAAACCUCCUGAUAACAUACGCAAGGUUAUAGUUGCCACAAAUAUUGCAGAAACGAGUAUAACCAUCGAUGAUGUCGUAUAUGUGGUAGACAGUGGAAAGCAUAAGGAGAACCGUUACAAUCCACACAAGAAACUUUCAAGCAUGGUUGAAGAUUGGAUAUCUCAAGCAAAUGCUAGACAGCGAAGAGGAAGAGCUGGACGCGUGAAGCCAGGAAUUUGUUUUUGUUUAUAUACACGCUGCAGAUAUGAAAAGCUUAUGCGUUCCUACCAGAUACCUGAAAUGAUGCGAAUGCCGCUAGUGGAAUUGUGUCUACAAGUGAAAUUACUUUCUCUUGGCGGGAUAAAACAAUUUUUGUCCAAGGCCCUGGAGCCUCCUAGGGAAGAUGCUAUUUUGUCAGCAGUUUCUUCUCUAUAUGAGGUUGGUGCCAUUGAAGGAAAUGAAGAAUUGACACCUCUUGGUUAUCAUCUUGCUAAACUCCCAGUUGAUGUGCUGAUUGGAAAGACCGCCCGUCACAACUCCGCCGGCCAGUCCCGUUGUUGCCACCACCUUCCUCCGCCGCCGCCGGGAGUUGACGAGCGUAAUCGGCAAAAUGGACUCAGAGAGUACCACCUCCGCCUCCAGCCACUUGCCGCCGAUCCCCAUAUCCCGACGAUCGAGGACGGCUCCAUCAUCUUCAUUGGCACCCCCUCGUAUUCCGCUACCAUUCAACCCUAA
Striga hermonthica is the source of this 3693-nucleotide messenger RNA. The record is from the annotation of a GenBank genome assembly. NCBI's taxonomy places the organism in Eukaryota, Viridiplantae, Streptophyta, Magnoliopsida, Lamiales, Orobanchaceae.